AUGGCCAAUUUGAUAAAAAUACACCUCGAAGAAAAGUCCCCUCGCAAAAAAGCAAAAUCCGACGCCUUCUCGAACGCCAAGCUUGGACUAGGUCGGGUGGAGGCCCGCAUCGGGGACAGCCUGCGUCCACAUUGGCCUUGGCCAUCUUCAGCGUCAGUACUCCGCAAUGCUGAAGGUGGGAAGACCGUCGCUGUCACUGCCACCGCUUUGAAUGACACUGCCAUGUCCCCGCACACCAACGGGAAACAACAUAUCCCGUAUGAUGUGCCGGUCAUCUGCAUCGCUGGGGAGUUCGGGAAUCAGCUUGAGGCUGGAGGAAUCAAAUCAGGGUUACACGGCACUCUUCCUGCCACCCACGAACGCACCACGGGCCAGUGA
Messenger RNA from Penicillium waksmanii, 378 nucleotides. RefSeq lists its product as uncharacterized. The transcript has 2 exons. The record is from RefSeq and is a predicted model, not a curated record. Bases 1 to 378 code for a protein of 125 amino acids. Lineage: Eukaryota; Fungi; Ascomycota; Eurotiomycetes; Eurotiales; Aspergillaceae.